Molecule: messenger RNA, 5847 nt
Organism: Chlorocebus sabaeus (green monkey)
Lineage: Eukaryota; Metazoa; Chordata; Mammalia; Primates; Cercopithecidae
Source: RefSeq, a predicted model, not a curated record
GCCUCGGCCUCCCAAAGUGCUGGGAUUACAGGUGUGAGCCACCGCGCCCGGCAGGGCUGCGCUUAAAAAUGCCCACACUUCCGAGCAAGAAGCAGGUCCCAUCCCCCUCUGCUGACGUCACGCCUGUGGAUUGGCUGAUGGAGCUGUGAGCGCGGCUGUAGUUGAGCGCGGGGAACCCGAAACCUGGCAGUCGCCAUGACUGGCUCUCCGGCGUCAUCAAGCUGCCGAGGCUUCAAGCUCUUUUUCUUCUUGCCCCUACACCGCCUCCUGUUGUUGUUUCUGGUUUUGCUUGGGACCCUGGCCAACAAACUUAACGUGCCACAGGUGUUGCUACCCUUCGGCCGAGAGCCAGGAAGGGUGCCUUUCCUGCUGGAGGCGCAGCGGGGCUGCUACACUUGGCAUUCCACCCAUCAUGAUGCAGUUACUGUUGAGCCUUUAUAUGAAAAUGGCACCUUGUGUUCCCAAAAAGCUGUACUCAUUGCUGAAUCUACGCAACCGAUACGCCUCAGCAGUAUUAUUCUUGCUCGAGAAAUAGUGACUGACCAUGAGCUACGCUGUGAUGUUAAGGUUGAUGUGAUAAACAGCAUUGAAAUUGUAUCUCGGGCCCGGGAACUUUAUGUAGAUGAUUCGCCACUGGAACUGAUGGUGAGGGCAUUGGAUGCUGAAGGAAAUACAUUUAGUAGUUUGGCAGGGAUGAUGUUUGAGUGGAGCAUUGCCCAGGACAACGAGUCAGCAAGAGAAGAACUGUCCAGCAAAAUUAGGAUUCUUAAAUACUCUGAAGCAGAAUAUGCUCCCCCAAUGUAUAUAGCCGAGAUGGAAAAAGAGGAGAAACAAGGAGAUGUGAUUUUAGUGUCUGGGAUUAGAACUGGUGCUGCUGUUGUAAAAGUUCGAAUUCAUGAACCAUUCUAUAAGAAAGUGGCAGCAGCAUUAAUACGUCUGCUUGUUUUGGAGAAUAUAUUUCUUAUACCAUCCCAUGAUAUUUAUCUCUUAGUAGGAACAUAUAUUAAAUACCAAGUUGCAAAAAUGGUUCAAGGGAGAAUGACAGAGGUGAAAUUUCCCCUGGAACAUUAUAUACUGGAAUUGCAAGACCAUAGAGUUGCACUUAAUGGGUCUCAUUCUGAGAAAGUAGCUUUACUGGAUGACAAAACAGCCAUGGUGACUGCCUCACAACUGGGCCAGACUAAUCUUGUCUUUGUCCAUAAAAAUGUUCAUGUGCGAUCUGUGUCUGGAUUCCCAAAUUGCACCAUAUAUGUUGUAGAGCCUGGAUUUUUAGGUUUCACUGUCCAACCUGGAAACCGAUGGAGUCUAGAGGUGGGACAGGUGUAUGUCAUUACAGUAGACGUCUUUGAUAAAAGCGGCACAAAGAUCUAUAUUUCAGAUAAUCUCAGGAUUACACACGACUUUCCUAAAGAGUACUUUGGAGAGCAACUAACUACUGUGAAUGGAUCUUACCAUAUAGUAAAAGCCCUGAAAGAUGGUGUUGUGGUAAUAAGUGCAUCCCUGACCUCCAUCAUUUACCAGAAUGAAGAUAUUCAGCCUAUAAAAUUUCUAAUCAAACACCAACAAGAAGUGAAGAUUUAUUUUCCCAUCAUGCUUACACCCAAAUUUCUGGCAUUUCCUCACCAUCCUAUGGGAAUGUUAUAUCAUUAUAAAGUACAGGUAGAGGGUGGCAGUGGCAACUUCACCUGGACUUCUUCUAAUGAAACAGUGGUCAUAGUAACCACUAAAGGAGUAGUGACUGCAGGUCAGGUCAGGGGGAAUAGUACUGUUUUGGCCCGAGAUGUACAAAAUCCCUUUCGAUAUGGAGAAAUUAAGAUACAUGUCCUGAAACUGAACAAAAUGGAACUGUUACCAUUUCAUGCUGAUGUGGAGAUUGGCCAGAUUAUAGAAAUCCCCAUUGCAAUGUAUCACAUAAAUAAAGAGACCAAAGAAGCCAUGGCAUUCACAGACUGCUCUCAUUUAUCCUUGGAUCUGAACAUGGAUAAACAAGGAGUCUUUACUCUUCUCAAAGAAGGUAUUCAAAGACCUGGACCAAUGCAUUGUUCCAGUACACAUAUCGCAGCUAAAUCUCUCGGCCAUACUCUGGUAACAGUAAGUGUGAGUGAAUGUGACAAGUACUUGGAGAGCAGUGCUACAUUUGCUGCUUAUGAACCCCUAAAGGCUCUAAAUCCUGUGGAAGUGGCAUUGGUGACAUGGCAGUCUGUGAAGGAAAUGGUAUUUGAAGGGGGUCCUCGUCCAUGGAUCUUGGAACCCUCCCGAUUUUUUUUGGAAUUGAGUGCAGAGAAGACAGAGAAGAUUGGAAUAGCACAAGUGUGGCUGCCAUCUAAGAGAAAACAGAACCAGUACAUCUACCGGAUCCAAUGCCUGGAUUUAGGGGAACAAGUUCUCACAUUCCGAAUUGGAAAUCAUCCAGGUGUCCUGAACCCUAGUCCAGCUGUAGAGGUUUUGCAGGUUCGCUUCAUAUGUGCCCACCCUGCCAGUAUGUCAGUAACUCCAGUAUACAAGGUGCCAGCUGGUGCCCAGCCAUGUCCUCUGCCACAGCACAACAAACAACUGAUUCCUGUGUCAAGACUGAGGGACACAGUCCUGGAACUAGCAGUGUUUGAUCAACAUAGGAGAAAGUUUGAUAAUUUCAGUUCACUAAUGCUAGAAUGGAAAUCCUCCAAUGAAACACUAGCCUAUUUCGAAGAUUAUAAAUCAGUGGAAAUGGUAGCAAAAGAUGAUGGCAGUGGGCAGACCCGGUUACAUGGUCAUCAGAUCCUUAAAGUACGUCAGAUAAAAGGAACUGUACUUAUUGGAGUCAAUUUUGUGGGCUAUUCAGAGAAGAAAAGCCCAAAAGAAAUUUCCAACUUGCCCAGAUCUGUAGAUGUGGAACUGCUCCUGGUAGAUGAUGUAACUGUAGUGCCUGAGAACGCCACCAUCUAUAACCACCCUGAUGUGAAGGAAAUAUUUAGCCUUGUGGAAGGAUCUGGUUAUUUUUUAGUCAACAGCAGUGAGCAGCAUGUUGUCACCAUCACUUACACGGAAGCAGAAAGCUCUGUUGAGUUAGUUCCAUUACAUCCUGGAUUUCUUACCUUGGAGGUCUAUGAUCUUUGUUUGGUUUUCUUGGGUCCAGCAACAGCCCAUCUCAGGGUGUCAGACAUACAAGAGCUGGAGCUUGAUCUGAUUGAUAAGGUUGAAAUAGGCAAAACUGUGUUAGUGACUGUGAGGGUUCUUGGCUUUUCCAAACGCCCAUUUCAAAAUAAAUACUUCAGAAACAUGGAACUCAAACUGCAGUUGGCUUCUGCCAUUGUCACCCUGACGCUAAUGGAGGAACAGGACGAAUACUCUGAAAAUUAUAUUCUUCGAGCUACCACUAUUGGGCAAACCACACUUGUGGCUAUUGCUAGGGACAAGAUGGGAAGAAAAUACACAUCAACUCCUCGGCACAUUGAAGUGUUUCCUCCAUUCAGACUUCUUCCAGAGAAAAUGACACUGAUUCCAAUGAAUAUGAUGCAGGUAAUGUCUGAAGGUGGCCCCCAGCCCCAAUCCAUCAUUCACUUCUCCAUCAGUAAUCAGACCGUGGCUGUUGUUAAUAGAAGGGGGCAAGUUACAGGGAAGAUGGUUGGCACAGCUGUGGUUCAUGGCACCAUCCAGACAGUAAAUGAAGAUACUGGCAAAGUCAUUGUGUUUUCUCAGGAUGAAGUACAGAUUGAAGUUGUUCAGCUAAGGGCUGUUAGGAUCCUUGCAGCUGCAACUCGGCUCAUCACAGCUACCAAGAUGCCAGUUUAUGUCAUGGGAGUUACCAGUACCCAGACCCCUUUCUCCUUCAGCAAUGCUAAUCCUGGGCUCACAUUCCACUGGUCUGUGAGCAAAAGGGAUGUAUUGGAUCUAGUGCCCAGGCAUUCAGAGGUUUUUCUACAGCUCCCAGUAGAGCAUAACUUUGCCAUGGUUGUCCACACAAAAGCAGCAGGCCGGACCCGUAUCAAGGUCACCGUUCACUGCAUGAACAGUUCCUCUGGGCAGUUUGAGGGGAAUUUGUUGGAACUCUCUGAUGAAGUACAGAUCCUGGUGUUUGAAAAACUCCAACUCUUCUAUCCAGAGUGCCAACCAGAGCAGAUUCUGAUGCCUAUAAAUUCUCAGCUCAAACUCUAUACCAACAGGUAAGGAAAAGAGAGAAUAAGGAAGUGCCAGGAUCCAAGCUUAAGUAUUUUCAAGGAUGGUGGAAGGGCUCCUUGAAAGCUGGCCACUUCUGCAGGUACUUUGCUUGUAUUGGAAGUCACUUCUAUAGAACUCUUAGUCAACCAAACAACCAUAACUGGGUUUUGUUUCCCACAGGUAGCACCGGUGACAUACCUGCGAGUGAGCAGCCAACUCAGUUUUUCAUACACAGCCUAAGGAAGGACCCUGUCAGCAUCUCCUGGCAUGUCUCUCACCUUCACUGUUCAGUUUUAUAAUAGUAUCGGAGAGAAAUUCCACACACACAAUACCCAGCUUUAUCUGGCUCUGAACAGAGAUGACUUGCUGCUUAUUGGACCAGGGCAUAAGAACUAUACUUACAUGGCCCAGGCUAGAACAGAGGGCUGACACUUGUGGGGCUUGGGACCGAGACAUCCAGGCAUGGCAGAUUAUAUUCCUGUUGCUGUAGAGCAUGCCAUUGAGCCAGACACUGCUUACCUUGUUGGAGAUGUCAUCUGCUUCAGUACUCACCUUGUCAGCCAGCAUGGCGAACCUGGGAUAUGGAUGAUUUCUGCUGACAAUAUUCUACAGAUAGACAUUGUCACUGGAGGAGGGCUGGAGUCCAGGACUGCAAUGAUUUUCAGCAAAGAACAUCCAGGAGUAGUGAAAACAUAUCGAGAGGUGGUGGUCAAUGCAUCAUCAAGAUUAAUGCUCAGUUAUGACCUCAAGACUUAUCUCACCAACACCCUCAAUUCAACUGUAUUCAAGCUCUUCAUCACCACUGGCAGAAAUGGUGUGUCAAUCUUAAAGGCUGGAUUCUGUACAAACCAGGCCUUCUGGUCACAUAAAGUACUUCUUCCAGCAACCCUCAUGCUGUGCCAAGUACAGUUCAGUAGUACUUUGCUAGACAUUCCAGCAAGUAAAGUCUUUCAUGUCCAUUCAGAUUUCAGUAUGGAGAAAGGGGUUUAUAUCUGCAUAAUCAAGGUUCGACCGCAGUCAGAGGAGCUGCUACAGGCCCAGGUGGCCGACACCUCAGUCUAUAGGGCUACACUGGUCAGUAACGACAAGAAUGGAAUGCAACGCCUCAUUCCUUUCAUCCCAGCCUCCCUUUAUAUUAACCAGUCAGAAUUGGUUCUUAGCCACAAGCAAGAUAUCGGAGAGAUAAGAGUACUGGGAGUGGACAGAGUUCUUGGGAAGCUAGAGGUCAUCUCCAGCUCCCCAGUUCUAGUGGUCACUGGCCAUAGCCGUUCUCCCCUCACUCCUGGCCUGGCCAUCUACUCUGUAAGAGUGCUGCAACUCACUUCCUUCCAGCAGAUGGCAUCAUCUGUUUUCAUCAAUAUUUCCUGUGUACUCACCAGUCAAAGUGAGGCAGUGGUAGUGAGGGCUAUGAAAGAUAAGUUGGGUGCAGAUCAUUGUGAAGAUUCAGCCAUCCUCAAGCGGUUCACUGGCUCUUACCGGAUCCUGCUCUUGACCCUCUUUGCAGUGCUGGCAUCAACAGCUUUCAUCUUCCUAGCAUAUAACGCCUUCCUAAACAAGAUACAAACAGUUCCAGUUGUGUAUGUACCAACUCUAGGAACACCACAGCCAGGUUCUUUUAACUCCACAACUUCUCCCCCUCACUUCAUGAGUCUACAACCUCCACUGGCCCAAAGUCGGCUGCAACAUUGGUUAUGGAGUAUAAGACACUAA